AUGGGUCUGCUUAGUUUAUUAAGAAAACUACGUUCGAAUCCUCAAGAUGAAUUGAGAAUUUUAUUACUUGGUUUAGACAAUGCUGGAAAAACGACACUACUUAAGGUGCUGGCAUCCGAAGACAUAUCUCAUAUAACACCAACUCAAGGAUUCAAUAUCAAAAGUGUAGCAUCAAAUGGGUUUAAAUUAAACGUGUGGGAUAUUGGUGGUCAGCGAAGAAUUCGCCCUUUUUGGCGAAAUUAUUUUGAAAAUACUGACGUGUUGAUCUAUGUAAUUGAUAGUGCCGACAGAAAACGUUUUGAAGAAACCAGUCUGGAAUUAUCUGAACUAUUAGAAGAAGAAAAAUUGGUGAAUGUACCAUUACUUGUAUUUGCUAAUAAACAAGAUUUAUUAAAUGCUGCAACAUCCUCUGAGAUUACAGAUGGAUUAGCAUUACAUACAAUACGAGAUAGAUCAUGGCAAAUUCAAGGAUGUUCUGCAUAUACAAAAGAAGGUGUAACGGAUGGCUUAGAAUGGGUGUCUAAAACAGUCAAAUCAACAAAGAAAUAA
Messenger RNA from Didymodactylos carnosus, 549 nucleotides. The record is from the annotation of a GenBank genome assembly. Lineage: Eukaryota; Metazoa; Rotifera; Eurotatoria; Philodinida; Philodinidae.